Acipenser ruthenus (sterlet) is the source of this 1894-nucleotide messenger RNA. Its product is annotated as fibroblast growth factor 20. The record is from RefSeq and is a predicted model, not a curated record. NCBI's taxonomy places the organism in Eukaryota, Metazoa, Chordata, Actinopteri, Acipenseriformes, Acipenseridae. The transcript is spliced from 3 exons. Gene Ontology annotation, biological process: animal organ morphogenesis; positive regulation of gene expression; regulation of cell migration. Gene Ontology annotation, cellular component: cytoplasm. Bases 477 to 1103 code for a protein of 208 amino acids. Gene Ontology annotation, molecular function: growth factor activity; fibroblast growth factor receptor binding.
AGCGUGCUUAAUUUAAGAUCUCAACAGUAAUUUUGUUUUGCAACGUAGCCUCUAUAUAGACUAUUGAAUGACUGUACGACUAAACCUGUCUAUUUUAUUAUGAAAGGUGUGAUAAUAGUAAGGAUUCAUAUUUCAAACAGAGUCUACAAAGCGGUGAAUUAGCAUAUGUCAAGAGUGAAUUUACAUAUUUGGUAUGUAUUUAAAAAGGGGUCUAAUCUAAUCCAGUUAUUCAGACACAACAGCACAAGCUAGAGGUUUCCACAAGCAGUGCCUGGACUUUAAGAAAAGAGAAAAAAAAAACCCUGCAGAAGACAGUAUGAAGAAAUAACACUUGUUUCUGACUGAAAGCACACUCCAAACAACAUUUUUGGAUUUAAAGAUUUUUAAGGGACGCGUUUUAAUUUAUUAGUUACUUUUUGCAUAUAAUUUACUGGAUCUCUGAUACUUGGAAGUGUGAAUUGUUAAUCAGCUCUUCGAUGGCUCCUUUAGCCGAAGUAGGGAGCUUCUUUGGCGGUCUGGAUGGUUUUGGACAUGUCGGUUCACAUUUCCUACUGCCUCGUCCUGGGGAUAACCCUAUUCUUCUGAGUGAUCACCUGGCUCAGAACGAAAGACUGUCCCGCAGCACAUCUACGGAUUUAGCCCAUUUACAAGGCAUCCUUCGGAGGAGGCAGCUCUACUGCAGAACUGGUUUUCACUUAGAAAUACACCCUGAUGGUACUGUGCAAGGGACAAGGAAAGAUCAUAGUCGAUUUGGUAUUUUGGAGUUUAUAAGUGUUGCAGUUGGACUGGUCAGCAUACGAGGAGUGGACAGUGGUCUUUAUUUAGGAAUGAACGACAAAGGAGAACUUUAUGGUUCUGAAAAGUUAUCAGAAGAAUGCAUCUUCAGAGAGCAAUUUGAAGAAAACUGGUACAAUACUUACUCUUCCAAUCUUUACAAACACAGUGACAAGGGAGGCCGGUAUUUUGUAGCACUAAACAAAGAUGGCACUCCAAGAGAUGGGACUAGAUCCAGACGGCAUCAAAAGUUCACACAUUUCUUGCCAAGACCAGUAGACCCGGAAAGAGUGCCAGAGUUGUACAGAGAUGUAUUGGGAUACAGCUGAGACACAGCAACUUUUUUAAUGAAGAAAAUAUCCUCAACCCAGGUUUCCAUGGAAACAGGGAUGUAGAAGUACCAGCUUCCUAAAGCAACAGGGUCAUUCGAAGACUAGUUUUGGGAUCUGUACUCAAAGAGAACAGGCUUAGUGUUUCUGUGCCAGGAAGACAGUUCAGCAUGUCUGACGAUAACAAGGCUGAAAGCAAGAGCUGCUUGCUCCUUUUGGGCUCUAUUGAUACCUCACCAAGUAAAAGACAAAAGGAAAUUGGUAAUUAAGCUAUGAUGUCUCCUAUUUGGAAUACGUCACAUCUAUCUGUUAGAGAACACUCCUUUCAUGAGAUGGAGUAUCUGCAGAAAGAAUGUCUUGCAUUGUUGGACAAACAUCUUUUCCAUUUAAAAUCUGAACUGUGAAGGAAGUUAUUGUGACUGUAAAAUCAAUCAAACAUUUCAAUCGGUGAAAGUUAAAACUGGAUUGAUCACUUACAAAAGUUAUCCCUUUCCAGGAUGGACUUAUUUAUGCAAUUCCAGAUAACAAUUGAAAAAAAAAAAAAUUAUUUUGUAUAUUUAUUUAUUGAAGAGUUUAUUUUUACUGGAAUAAGUACAAUACGAUACAUUUUCUGUGACAAUAUUUAUUCAGAUGUAAUUAUGAAGAUAAAAGAUUACAUCAUAACUCAAUUGGAAAUAUAAUUUUUUUGUGACAUCUUUUAUAGAGUAUAGUUUAGGGUAUAUUUUUAAAUUAAUGUUGUUUCCUAAAAAAAAAAAAAAAAAAAAAGGUCAUAUAAAAAGCCUUGAUUUGUA